Molecule: messenger RNA, 237 nt
Organism: Solenopsis invicta (red fire ant)
Lineage: Eukaryota; Metazoa; Arthropoda; Insecta; Hymenoptera; Formicidae
Product: NADH-ubiquinone oxidoreductase chain 1-like
Exons: 3
Coding region: 1-237 (78 amino acids)
Cellular component (GO): membrane
Source: RefSeq, a predicted model, not a curated record
AUGGACAGGUCAUCCAGUUCAAUAUAUUCAUUAAUUGGCUCUAUUCGAGUUAUUUCUCAAGUUUUAUCAUAUGAGGUUAGGUUUAUUAUAAUUAUUUUGAUUUUAAUAAUUUUAAGAGACAGGUAUUCUUUUGUGGAUUUUUUGAUUUAUUAUUUAGUAUUUAGAAUUUGUGAGGGGGUCCUAGGUUUGAGAUUAUUAGUAAUUAUUGUUCGCAUGGGGGAAAAAGAUAUGGACUAG